CUGUGCGAGCGGAAGGGGCGUGGAGAUGGCGGCGGGACGCUCCGGGUGCUGAGCGGCGCCCGGGAGUCUGCACUUCCCGGGGGUGCUUGCUGGUCCCCAGGCCCAUCCUGGCCAGGUGCCCGCCGGGCCCAAGGUGUGCGGACAGGGUGCUGCCUCGUGGCCCGCGGCCUCUGCUGCCCGCACGGAGGGAGGCCCCGCCAUGGCCCAGCAGAGAGCCCUGCCGCAGAGCAAGGAGACGCUGCUGCAGUCCUACAACAAGCGGCUCAAGGACGACAUCAAGUCCAUGAUGGACAACUUCAUCGAGAUCAUCAAGACCGCCAAGAUUGAGGAUGAGACCCAGGUGUCCAGAGCCACCCAAGGCGAGCAGGACAAUUACGAGAUGCACGUGCGAGCCUCCAACAUCGUCCGAGCCGGUGAGUCCCUGAUGAAGCUGGUGUCCGACCUCAAGCAGUUCCUGAUCCUGAACGACUUCCCGUCGGUGAACGAGGCCAUCGACCAGCGCAACCAGCAGCUCCGGGCGCUGCAGGAGGAGUGCGACCGCAAGCUCACCGCCCUGCGGGACGAGGUCUCCAUCGACCUCUACGAGCUGGAGGAGGAGUACUACUCGUCCAGGUACCAAUAGGGCUGGACCCGGACCCGGACCGCAGCCCCGGCAGCCCCCAAGGUCCUGCUUUUCCAAACCCUGCUGGUCCCGCAGCAGAGCCCGGGCCGGUUUCAGAGCGCACCUCCCGGUCAGAGCGUUCGACCACAGACACUUCCCACCGCCCCCCGGGCCCUGGGGUGAAACGCACAGAACUUCCAGGCUUGGGAGGCCAGAGCCAGCGGUCCUGCCCGGGUGCUGCUGCCUCUCUUUGGACCUGUCUGCUCCCUUUAGACCUUCCUGUCCGAGGCUGGGCUCGUUCCUCAGGCCGCCCAGGCUAUGCCCAGGUGCCACUGCUUGCCCACGGAGGCGAUUCCGUGUGGGCAUCGCCAGGCGCCCACGGAGGUGCGGGUGCCAGGGUCCCGGGAAGGAGGAGGGGACCAAGUAGAGGGGGGCUCAGCCUUGUCCACAGAGCCCCCUCCAUGCCAGGCCCAGGCUGUGCGCAGGGAUACAGCGGUGGGCGCGACCCAUCACCCAGCCUCGUGGGCCCACUGAGAAUCCUGAAACCUGAGGCCUUUGAGAAAUCCUAGUCCAAGUGCAACUUAUGCGGGGAAACCGAGGCUGGGCGGGCCUUAGUCCUCCGUUCCCGUUAGCUGGUCCCGCAGACAGGGAGUCCGGGCCCUGGUGCUCUCGCAGACAGCUGUCCCUCCAGGGGCAGGUUCUAUACGCCCCUUGCUGCCCCGUGGGAGCCAAGCAGGGGCCACGGAUGCCCAGAGCCAGCGUGCUCUGUGGUCUGGGGCGUGGUUCCCUGCCUGGGGUUCAGUGUCACUCGCAUGGUCCUGCCCAGCGUGGCCUCUGUGGGAAGGGACGUUAUGUCACUGCCCAGCUGGAGUGGUUCUAGACUUUUCCAGAGUGUCUGGGGCCGCCCCUGGGCCCUGAGACCCAUCGGCUCAGCAGACUUGUGGCAGUUGCCUCCUAACACACCGGCCUUCAGAGAAAAGUCCUGAGUGGGUCCCCGUGGGGGAGCUCAGACCCCGCUGGGACAUGGCCCACAGCCACACUGGUUUUGCAGAGUCCCUUCACGGACCCAGCAUCCCUAAGGGCCAGGCCUCUGGCCAGAGCAGCUCCAGGGCAGCGAUUCAGCCCUGCCCCUUAGGGUGAGGGCCCAGAGGAGCGGACCUGCCCCAGGUCACUGGGCGGGGCCUGAGCGCCAGGCUUCCCACACCUGCCCGUCAGCCUGGGGUUCACCCCAGGGGUUCCAGGCCUGCCUGCUGGUCCCGCCAGCAUCCCAGGGGCCUCGGGAGGCUGAGUUCCUCCCUCGUCUGUGAUGCCCGGGGCGGGCUGGUACCCUCCCUGCUUAUCCCUGGCAUGCGCAGCCCCCUCCACCCUCCGCAGCCCCGCUCGCCCACCUCCACGCUUGCUCGGCCGCUUUCCACUCAUGAUUUGCUGUCUGUCUACCUCUCCCUCUGCUGUCCUUGGACCCUCCUCUGUGACCAGGAUGGUUUCUGAGACUGAGCGCUGAGGGUGGGAGCGAGGGAGCAGCCACAGGAAGGGCAGGACGGUGAGGCGAAGGGGCCGUCAGCCUCCAUACCCGUGAGCCAUGCUCUUCCCCUGCACCCCACUCGGUCCUCCACAGCGUGUUGGAGAGGUGGGGUACAGGACGAACACCAGGGCCUCUUCCUGUCACCCGUCCAGGCUCUGUCCCAGCCAGGGGCAGACCCGGAAGUAAGACGGGGUCUCUGCCUCAGGAUUCUGGCCAAGUGCAGGAGCCGUGGGCUCUGGAUGCUGGCUGCCACUACCGGUGAGGCUGCCGCGCCCCCGCAGGAUGGGGUGGCAGCAGGGGCAGGACAGCCAGGUGACCCUCAGACGGGGCAGACCCCUGCUCGAUCAGCGGAGGGACCUGCCUGGCCGGUCCUGGACAGCCCUCCCUUUCCCUUUGGGAUGCGAAGGACCCUGACGCUGGGGGUCCCCGUGGGCCUCCCACCCAGCCAGGCCUGCUUGAAGGAGCGCCUGCCAGAGGGGAGAGGCAGGUGUGGGUCCGGUCUGUUUUCUUAACUCUGCUCCUGUGUCGCUCUCCCUCCCUGCCCUCUGCCUGCUCCUGUCUCCCUGGGCUUCUGGUGGUGGAAAAGCUCCAGUCUCCGCGAAGCUAACGAUCUGCCUCUGUGCGAAGCGUACUGGAGGCUGGACCUCGACACAGACGCUGCCGAUGGCCUCGCGGCCCCCCUGCGGGCCUCCCCAGAGCCCAGCGCUGGCCCCCUGCAGCCCGCCGCCCC
Myotis daubentonii (Daubenton's bat) is the source of this 2853-nucleotide messenger RNA. RefSeq names its product mediator complex subunit 22 (gene MED22). The record is from RefSeq and is a predicted model, not a curated record. Gene Ontology annotation, cellular component: mediator complex. The transcript is spliced from 4 exons. NCBI's taxonomy places the organism in Eukaryota, Metazoa, Chordata, Mammalia, Chiroptera, Vespertilionidae. Bases 200 to 622 code for a protein of 140 amino acids. Gene Ontology annotation, molecular function: transcription coregulator activity. Gene Ontology annotation, biological process: regulation of transcription by RNA polymerase II.